CUAAAGAUUUCCUUCUGUCUGGCGGAUACUGGGAUCCUUGUACCAACACACUUCCAUCGUCUUUUUCACUGUGGUUUGAGAAGUCGUGUGCCGAUUCCUGUUGCAUCUGGCAUUUCUUCCCUGGUCUCCUUUCAAGUGGGCCUUCAGUGCCAUCCCAAGUGUCGUUAGAAGAGAGGGGAAGAGGGCGAUGUCACAUGCACAGAGAAGGCAGUGAAGCAGAAGAGAGAUGUGGCCACAAUCAAAGAGUGCCGAUAACUUGAAAAGGCAAGGAAGAACUCAAGUUACCUUUACUGGAAGUCAGUUUGCUGGAAGUACUGAAACUGCAGUUCUUAAAGUUGAAGAAAAGGGGAGCUGGAGCCAGCAGGGGGGACCAGGUGGCAGUCGCAGUUGUAAGGCUGGAACAGUGCUAGUGGCUUCUCCUUCCUGCCUGCGUGACUUGCUGGGAAGAAGCCAGACUGCGCAGUGUGAGCUUCGUCUUCUGUUUCCUCUCUGUGAGGGGCUGGAGGUUCAGUGCCUUGACCAGAGGAGCGUGGCCCUUUCUUCCAAAGCCUCUCCAGACGCACCCUCCCAGCUUUGCCCAGGAAAGAUGCGGCAGCUCAAAGGCAAGCCCAAGAAGGAGACGUCCAAGGACAAGAAGGAACGGAAGCAGGCCAUGCAGGAGGCCCGGCAACAGAUCACCACGGUGGUGCUGCCUACGCUGGCCGUGGUCGUGCUCCUGAUCGUGGUGUUCGUGUACGUGGCCACGCGUCCCACCAUCACCGAGUGAGCGCGUGGGGUGAACUCCCCCAGCAGGGAGCCAAAGCCCGGGAGGGGGAAAGCGAAAGAGAAAUGGCUUUGGUAUGCAGAGAUUUUCCUGAUGCUGAGCUCCAAGCUGGAGCUCCCUGUCUUCUCUGGUCUUUGACUUGAUUAAAGUUUCUCCAAUUUCCCUGGGAGGGAAUAGGGAACGUUUUAUCAGUGAACGUGCCAUACACCUUAUGGUCCACUUCAUGUGCCUUUCAGACUUCAAAGCAGUGUGUGUGUGUGUGUGUGUGUGUGUGUGUGUGUGUUUCUUUCUCGCUCCUAAAAUUGAUAGGUAGCUCAACCUGGUGAGAGGAGGAAUCUUCUGGGUCAUGAAUCAGUUGGAAUCAGUGCUUACCCCAUCCCCAUUGUUUAGAACAUGACUCUUUGCCUACACAUGUUCACAAUUUCCAAAGGGACUGUAUUUCCUCUCUGUGCUUAAUGUGAUUUGAAAUAUGUCGACUCAAAAGUGAAAUAUUUAUUUUUUGAAUAAAGGAGAUAAUAGCCUUAAA
Lutra lutra (Eurasian river otter) is the source of this 1289-nucleotide messenger RNA. It is a transcript of the gene SMCO4, whose product is annotated as single-pass membrane protein with coiled-coil domains 4. The coding region runs from base 227 to 766 and encodes 179 amino acids. The record is from RefSeq and is a predicted model, not a curated record. Lineage: Eukaryota; Metazoa; Chordata; Mammalia; Carnivora; Mustelidae. The transcript is spliced from 5 exons.